UGCAUUGUACCAGAGGCGGAGGGAUGGGUCUAUGAAGGGUCUUGUUUCCAAUUCUGUGCUGAGACGCGGGCGGAGUAACAGCAACCACCGAGAAGGAGGAUCAGUGGAAAAUGUAUAGAUAGGCUAACCGUAAAGAAAUAUUAAACCAUACUUGGCCGGUCCGUGUUUAGUGGGGAAUGGUUAUGAGACUGGAAGCGAUGCAACGUUCUAAUGUGCAGGAGUAGCGUUCAAAGUUUAGAGCCCAAGUUUACAGAACAGAAGCUUGGACAUUGUAAGCGCUGGACGGUCAUGACGAAUGAGAAUCUGUGGCGAUAACAAGGUUUCAUCUGUUUCCACUCUGCAUCCUUGGAUCAAUUACGCGCGUGUGUAUUCGUUUAAUUUCAAGAAUGUGUGCGAUACAGAGCGCGAGGAGUACUAUAGUGCGAGGACCGUAACGACUCUAAUGUCCAAUUACAAUCUAAAGUGGUAAAAAUGCACGCAGCUACCAGCCUCUCAAUGGUCAGUUUUCUAAGUUUUGGCUACCUAUCCAUGGAAUGGACCAAGCCGAAUAAAUUGGAGGAGCACACUCAAAAUGAUUCCUCUAUUACGUUUGAGCCCAAACAACCACCACACAUCAUAUUCAUACUGACGGAUGACCAAGGCUUCAAUGACAUAGGUUAUCACAACCCGGACAUUCGUACUCCAACUCUAGACAAACUUGCCUCCGAAGGGGUAAAGCUGGAGAAUUACUACGUUCAACCUAUCUGCACUCCGUCACGCAGUCAGCUGAUCACGGGCAGAUACCAGAUCCACACAGGCCUACAGCAUUCCAUCAUCCGGCCUCGACAGCCCAACUGCCUCCCCCUGGACAUGACCACGCUCCCACAGCGACUGCAGGAAGCAGGGUACGCUACUCACAUGGUGGGCAAAUGGCACCUUGGCUUCUACAGGAAGGAGUGUCUGCCCACGCGCCGAGGCUUCCACAGCUACUUUGGCUCUCUAACGGGCAGUGUGGACUACUACACGUAUGGUUCCUGUGACGGACCAGGCCUGUGUGGCUACGACCUCCACGAGGGGGAGACCGUGGCCUGGGGCCGUGGAGGCAAGUUCUCCACCCACCUCUACACACAGAGGGUACGCAAGAUCCUGUCCACUCAUGACCCGUCCCGCCAGCCCCUCUUCAUGUUCCUCUCUCUCCAGGCAGUCCACACGCCCCUUCAGUCACCCAAGGCCUACAUCUACCCCUACCGCGGGAUGGGGAACGUAGCCAGAAGGAAGUACGCAGCCUUGGUGUCCAUCGUAGACGAGGCUGUACGCAAUGUUACCUAUGCUCUGCGUAAGUACGACUACUAUCGCAACAGUGUGCUCAUCUUCUCCACUGACAACGGUGCCCAGCCGUUCACUGGGGGGAGUAACUGGCCGCUACGGGGGCGUAAGGGGACCUACUGGGAGGGAGGGGUCCGUGGGGUGGGCUUCGUACACAGCCCACUGCUGCGUAACAAGCGGAGGGUCUCCAAGGCCCUCAUGCACAUCACUGACUGGUAUCCAACCCUGGUGGGUCUGGCUGGGGGUAACGUGUCACUGACUGAGGGUCUGGAUGGCUACAAUAUGUGGCCAACCAUCAGUGAAGGCAAAGAGUCUCCACGCCUGGAGAUACUCCAUAACAUUGAUCCGCUCCAUCGGCGCACUGGCCUGCCCCCAUCUGGUUCUGGGCAGGAGGCCCAGCAUUUGUGGGACACCGCGGUCCAGGCUGCCAUCCGGGUGGGGGACUGGAAGCUGCUAACAGGGGACCCGGGCCAUGGAGACUGGGUCCCACCACAGGUACUGGCCAACUUCCCCGGCAGCUGGUGGACCCUGGAGCGGACCACUGGAGGAACAGGGAAGUCUGUGUGGCUCUUUAACAUCACAGUAGACCCCUAUGAACGCAGUGACCUGGCGCUGCAGAGGCCUGAUGUGGUCAAACAGCUGUUAGCACGUCUGGCCUACUACAACCGCACUGCCGUCCCGGUCCGGUUCCCAACUGACGACCCCCGGGCCAACCCAGACCGCAACGGGGGGGCCUGGGUACCUUGGGUCGGGGGGGACGAAGACGAGCAGAAAUGGAACGGCGUCUACAAAAAGGGGAGGAAUAAAAGGAAAAAGAAAUGCAAGCUGGGUAAACUGAGAUCCUUUUUCAAGAAACUGAAUACAAGGAUAAUGUCCAAUAGAAUAUGAGCUGGGAAAGUGAAUUACACUCAGUCACAUGUAGCCUUUAACAGGGUUGGGUAGGUUACUUUCUAAAUGUAAUCCGUUACUCCCCAAUCCUGCCUAUACAUUUAACACUGUAACAAUAUUCUGAGCCAGCAAUAUCCAUUGUCAUACCUGUGUGUGCGUGUGAUAAGGGGAAAUGAUAUUUACUAUUGUGCAUCUCUUUGUCUGUGCCUUUAGAUGUUUUGGAUGUAAGACUAUUGGGUCCUAUGGUAUUUGUUAAAUGUUCCAUUACAUCUAUAUGUAGUGUGUAGAUAAGUGAUUGAACAUGCUGCAUAUAUACUUUGACCUAAUCAAUUGUGGGUUAAUGGACUACUAAUUAACUGACCUGUUUUGGGAAUGUUUUUCAGAAUGUCUAAGAAAUGAAACAACUUCUUAUUUUUUUGUGGUAACCACAGAAAAUAACAUCAGAUUCUUCUUUACUUCUUUGUGGUAACCACAGAAAAUAACAUCAGACUCUUCUUUACUUCUUUGUGAUAACCACAGAAAGUAACAUCAGACUCUUCUUUACUUCUUUGUGAUAACCACAGAAAGUAACAUCAGACUCUUCUUUACUUCUUUGUGGUAACCACAGAAAGUAACAUCAGACUCUUCUUUACUUCUUUGUGAUAACCACAGAAAGUAACAUCAGACUCUUCUUUACUUCUUUGUGAUAACCACAGAAAAUAACAUCAGAUUCUUCUUUACUUCUUUGUGGUAACCACAGAAAAUAACAUCAGACUCUUCUUUACUUCUUUGUGAUAACCACAGAAAGUAACAUCAGAUUCUUCUUUACUUCUUUGUGAUAACCACAGAAAGUAACAUCAGAUUCUUCUUUACUUCUUUGUGGUAACCACAGAAAGUAACAUCAGAUUCUUCUUUACUUCUUUGUGAUAACCACAGAAAGUAACAUCAGACUCUUCUUUACUUCUUUGUGAUAACCACAGAAACGACCCACUGGGCAAAAACUGGUUGAGUCAAUGUUGUUUCCACGUCAUUUCAACCCCCCAAAAAUUGAUGUGAUGAUGUUGAUUCAACGUAGAAAACUCAUUGGAUUCACAAUAAGUCAUCAACGUAAGGGCAUUUAGUCUUUUUUACACCCAACCUUUAACCUAAAUCCAAUGACAUGGUGACAUUUUUUGUUGAAUUCACAUUUAUUGACAACUCAAUCCUGAUAACCACAGGAUCUAACAUCAUAUUCCUCUAUAUUUCUUUGUGAUAACCACAGAUCUAACAUCAUAUUCCUCUAUAUUUCUUUGUGAUGAUCUAGCAUCAUAUUCCUCUAUAUUUCUUUGUGAUAACCACAUGAUCUAACAUCAUAUUCCUCUAUAUUUCUUUGUGAUAACCACAGACCGAACAUCAUAUUCCUCUAUAUUUCUUUGUGAUAACCACAGAUCUAACAUCAUAUUCCUCUAUAUUUCUUUAUGAUAACCACAGAUCUAACAUCAUAUUCCUCUAUAUUUCUUUGUGAUAACCACAGAUCUAACAUCAUAUUCCUCUAUAUUUCUUUGUGAUAACCACAGAAACGAAUAUCACAUUUCUCUAUAUUUCUUUGUGAUAACCACAGAAACUAACAUCAUAUUCCUGUCAUGACAUUGGCCUGAUGGGGGAGGUUUAUGACCCGCAUAAAUACCUUUCCCCUUUUUCCUCUCUGUACUCUACUGAGUUGACUCUAGUAAAGCCUUUGUUAACAUUGAGAGAGAGUCUGGUGACAUCAAAAGAUGGGAAACGGAACCAUAUUUCGGUAAUCCAACCAGUUGAAAAUAUGCGUUGGGACUUAAUGAAUAUGAUGUCAGUUCAGUUGGCGUCUGAGACAUGAUUACUGAUGAUAGGACGACAUAAACUGUAUCUUGGAAAAUCUACACAUUCGGGUUAUCAGAUUCACAUGGAAUUGUUGUGCAAUUUAAAUUUUUAAAUAUGAAACUCUUUGUGAAAAGAUGAAAUGUCAUUUUUAGCUUCUUAAUGAGAGAACGGUCAGAAGAACACCACUCUGCUCACUCAGAGGCCCAAGUGAACAGACAUGAGUUGUAAACUAUGAAACACGCCCUUCUUUCACCACUAUAUCAACCCGUUGACGAAAAUGUAACUUCUUGUUCCAAGGAUGCGCGGACUUGAGGUCCCCACGUUGAAAGGACAAAGACCACCUACAGACAUAAGCCAACCUCAGCAAGAACCUAAUGAAAUUAGCAUCGAAUUUCAAUGUGAAGGUGACGACCUACACGCCCAAAGGAUGAAUUUCGAUUAUACCAGCCAGAACAUAGCAUGAGCUUAAAAGUAUGGCAACUUGGUAUGAACUUUUAACUCUUAUUCACUGAAGAAGUGAUACCUCCUAGCCGUUGCGUUAGCACAGCAACUGUAGACGUGGGCUAGGAGAGGACGGACAGAGUAUCCAUUCUACCACGCUCCAGUUCACCACUAGACAUUUUUCAGAGGAGCAGAGAUCCAUGCUGGACCAACCCGGCCGUCUAUCUGCGACCAAUCUACCGAAGCGCAGCUCAGAGUAAAUAUUUAUUGCAUUUUCUUUUUUCAAAUGGGCGGUUAUUUAGAAUGCAUAAGAUUCUGUAUUUACGAUAGAGUAGCUGCCUAUGGCCCGUUAGAGACAUAACUUCUCCCUUUGUUCCUCAGUCUUCCCGCUCUUUCAUUCAAAACCCAACCCCCUUUCUUUGUGUAACCAGCUGUCAUAUCUGUUCCGUCCGCUAGGGACGUUUUCCUUUAUGACAUCAUUUGUAAUCAAUGUAUGAUACAUUCUGUGUAUAUGUAAUUCUGUGUGAUUAUUUAGGUAUUUAGUCAAUAAAUAAUUAAACCAAA
Molecule: messenger RNA, 5013 nt
Organism: Salvelinus fontinalis (brook trout)
Lineage: Eukaryota; Metazoa; Chordata; Actinopteri; Salmoniformes; Salmonidae
Gene: arsib
Product: arylsulfatase family, member Ib
Exons: 2
Coding region: 472-2193 (573 amino acids)
Source: RefSeq, a predicted model, not a curated record